GUGUCAAGCCGCGCUAGCGAAGAAGAAGAAGAAGAGAGUGGAGUUUGCUGACAUUUGUUUUCGUGCGUUGAGUGUAAAUGUGAAUUUUAGGUGUUUUCCACCCCACUGCCAGAUUGUCUCCCCGGUGAUCCCGAAGCGUGGCAGAAGAGCCCCCAAAAAGUGGUGCGGAGAGAAAGUGAGAGAAGUGGCUAGACAGAGACAGCUGGAGCGCCUGCUUCGCGUGCGUGUGAGACUGUGUGUGUUGGUGUGGUGAGAGUGCGGAGAAAAAUAAGGGAAAAGAACUAAUUAAGAGAGGAAGCAAAGAGGAGGUGGAGAAGUGAGGAGGGCGAAAAGGCGGCGAUUCACGGCAGUGCACAAGAGAGUGGAAAAGGGAUAGCGAAGAAGGCCAGAGGAAAGAAAGGAAAAUCAAUAAUGGGAGAUCAACAGUUCUUUUUAAAAUGGAACGACUUCCAAACGAACAUGGUGACGUCCUUUCGGCAUCUGCGGGAUGAGAAGAGCUUCACGGACGUGACACUGGCUUGCGAAGGGCAGACGUGCAAAGCUCACAAGAUGGUUCUCUCCGCCUGCAGUCCGUACUUCAAGUCACUGCUGGAGGAAAACCCAUCGAAACACCCGAUAAUCAUCCUGAAGGAUGUUUCCUACAGUCACCUGCAGGCCAUUCUGGAGUUCAUGUAUGCUGGCGAGGUGAAUGUGUCGCAGGAGCAGCUUCCCGCCUUUCUCAAGACCGCCGAUCGGCUCAAAGUCAAGGGCCUGGCCGAGACUCCGGCCACGAUUAAGCGGGAAGGUUGAUGCUGGGCAGGACGCGACAGAAUCGGUUUAAUAUACAUUUCUUUUCGGAAACCUAACAGUAGAAGAAGCACGUAAAAAAUAUUGACAAAAAGAGAGAGAGUGAGAGAGAGAGAAUAUUGGUUUUUUCUAUCAGUGAAAAAGAUUUUUUUUCUUGUAAUAGAAUAAAUAAUGUAAUGCAUUUUUAUUUUACGCGAUUUAGUAAUGGAAGAAGUGUAGGCAAAAAUUUAUCAUUUCUCUUUAGUGGAUUUUUCUCAUGGGCACGAAAAUGUUUUUUUUUCUAAAAAAAUAUAUCACAAUUGCAAGCAUUUUUGGUGGUUGAAAAAAAAAAAACACAGAUAAAAAGAUAACAGAGACUCUUGCUUUUUUGCACAAUCCAAUGAAAAUGACACUAUGUUACCACAAUAAACCUUAGCAUGUUUUUUUAUUAUUGAUUUUUAUUUUAUGAAUCAUUUUUUUUAAUUAUUUUAUAGACAAGAAAAGCGAAAUGAUAAACACUUUUGUUUCUCAUAGUGUAAAACUGAGGAGAAAUCUUUUUAAGAGUGACGAUAGAGUUUAAAAAAAAGAAAGGAAGAUGAAAAAAAAGAGAAAAGAACCCAUUUUUAAGUGAUUCUGUUAGUUGUUUAAGUUUCUACUGAAAACAAAAAAAAAUAUAGCGAGAGUGGAAAUUUUGAGAAAAUAAGUGAGAAAUUAAGGUGUAAGCUAUAAUAGAGUAAAUUUAUGGGCAAUUUGUAGUUAAUUUAGAAAUCCCACUGGCAUAUUUUUUCUCAAUAAAUAAAAAAAAACAACAAUAAAUUAAGAAAACUAUCGAAAUUGUCAUUUAAGUUAAUUGUAUUUUUGGGUAAAAUUGUGCGAAAUUCAUGAAACUGAUUUAGAGCAAUUUCCUUUUAUUCAUUCGUAUAACAAGUUUAAGCAGAAGAAGAUGAAGACGGAAGAAGAAGAAGAUGUACAAACCAAACGGAAGAUCGUUUCUUUUUUAGGGUGGAUUUUGGAGAUUGAGCGCGCGAAGUUGGGAAAUAAAAGCUCCAAAGGAGACAAAAUAACCGGACACACUGUAGAAGAGGAACAAAGUUAUAUUUUAUUAAGGACAAUAUAGUAAUUAAACGUAUAAUUGUUUCUUUUCUCACUCAAACUUCUUUCCAACACGUCCAUUUUUUCUUUGUAUUGUAAUGUGUUUCGUUUUCUUUUUAAGGGCAAAAAUGUGAGGCGAAGAAGAGAAGGUGAAAAAAAACAUGAGCUAGGCGAGUAAUUUUUGCAAAGGAGAGAAUAAAUAAAUAAUUGUAAAGAUGAUAAUGAUGUGAGAAAUCCCAAGAGUAUAAUUUCCAAAAAAAAAAGAAAAGAAGAGAUACAUUUCAGAAUGGAAAAUGUUUUUUUACACCAUACUUUACUGUCACACAUGAUAUUUUAAAAAGAAUGAUGAAAAAACACACACUAAAUGAAGGAAAUACAGUAAAUAUUUAAUUGAAAUAGGCAUGAGAAGUGUAUUUUACCUAAUAUAAUUAAUUAUUCUUGAUAAAAGCGAUUUAUAUACAUUAUAUAAAAUGAUUAAUUUAGAAAGAAA
Messenger RNA from Phlebotomus argentipes, 2347 nucleotides. RefSeq names its product longitudinals lacking protein-like (gene lolal). Gene Ontology annotation, molecular function: protein binding. Lineage: Eukaryota; Metazoa; Arthropoda; Insecta; Diptera; Psychodidae. Gene Ontology annotation, biological process: regulation of transcription by RNA polymerase II. The transcript is spliced from 4 exons. Gene Ontology annotation, cellular component: nucleus. The record is from RefSeq and is a predicted model, not a curated record. Bases 412 to 789 code for a protein of 125 amino acids.